AUGGCAACUUCAUGGUUCGUGGACCCGGACCUCAAGCCAACGACCUUCACAGCGUCUUACGUGUGCAACAACCUGUCCAAGCUUGGCGAGAUGAUGGUUUAUGCGAGCGUAGACGACGUGGUGUACGUGGACACGACGCACACGCCAUACAGGACCCACAAGCUGCCGUGUGCAGAGAAAUCUGCGGUGCACCAAGUGCGCUUCUGUACGCUAAAAGACUUGGCUGUGAUCGUCAUCUACGACUCUACGGGCGAGAUAAGUCUUUCGGAGAUUGCACUGAAGGAUAUCGUGGGUGGUGACGUUGGAGGGGAUUAUCUCUAUUGCCAGGGCAUUUGCUCCAUCCCCAUGAAGGAGCCACGUCUCGUCGUGGGCACCUCGCUUGGGAAGCUGCUUGUAAUCGGGAAAGAAGAAGAGGCCAAGUCUGGGGAAGGAUCUAGCUUCGAGGUGAGUGAGACGCUUACCGAGCACGACGAGGCUAUUUGCUGCGUGGAAAGUUCCCUCGACGGUACACUGCUUGCCAGCAGCGACAUGAGUGGAGCUAUCUUGCUUCGUAACCCUAAAGACGGCUUUGAAGUCACCCAUCGGAUCGUGAGCACCGCUUACCCUGCGACUUCCAUGACCUUCAUGGCAGAAAACUGGCUGGUGGCUGGAUACCUGACAGGGUGUCUGCGGCUGUAUAACCCUCAAGGUUUUGCCUUGCACGCCGAAGUGGCUGCUCAUACACGAGCAAUUACAGCGUUGGAUGCACACAACGAGUUUGCGGUGUCCGUGAGCGAGGAUACGUUUAUGAAUGUCUGGGAGAUUUCAUCAAGCAAGCCGGGAGCAACACCACGCGUAAAGCUUGUGAGCUCCCAACCAGUCCCCAAUGAUCUCCUAACGGGUGUGGCUUUCGUGUCGACAAACAGCCUCUUGACUGCUGCAUACGACAGCGCGCACCUCAAGUUUUGGAGCUUAGAAUAA
Messenger RNA from Phytophthora infestans T30-4, 960 nucleotides. RefSeq lists its product as uncharacterized. Gene Ontology annotation, molecular function: protein binding; RNA binding. The record is from RefSeq and is a predicted model, not a curated record. Gene Ontology annotation, cellular component: catalytic step 2 spliceosome. The transcript is spliced from 5 exons. Bases 1 to 960 code for a protein of 319 amino acids. NCBI's taxonomy places the organism in Eukaryota, Oomycota, Peronosporomycetes, Peronosporales, Peronosporaceae.